Molecule: messenger RNA, 1615 nt
Organism: Beta vulgaris subsp. vulgaris (sugar beet)
Lineage: Eukaryota; Viridiplantae; Streptophyta; Magnoliopsida; Caryophyllales; Amaranthaceae
Product: homoserine kinase
Exons: 2
Coding region: 128-1243 (371 amino acids)
Biological process (GO): L-threonine metabolic process
Molecular function (GO): homoserine kinase activity; ATP binding
Source: RefSeq, a predicted model, not a curated record
AGGAUUUUGUUCCAAAAUGCUAAAACCCUUGAUCUAACCCUGAAGUCCUCUACCUCCUUUCUUCAUCAACUCCACUCACCUUCUCAUCUCCCACUAUUUUUCUCUCUCUCUCUCUCUCUUCUCAACAAUGGCAAUCUGCGCUCAAUCUCCCUUCAAACCAAUCAAUCUCACACCAUACCCCUCUUCUCUGAACAACAAACCCACUUUCAUCUGCAACCUUUCUCUCUCCUCCCACUCUAAACCUCACCCAACUCUCACCACUGAACCCACCCCAACCCUCACUUCCGUCACAACAUUCGCUCCCGCAACCGUCGCCAACCUCGGCCCUGGCUUCGACUUCCUCGGCUGCGCCGUCGAUGGUCUCGGCGAUUUCGUUUCUCUCUCCGUUGACCCAUCAAUCCACCCAGGUGAACUCUCAAUCUCCUCCAUCUCCGGCAACUUCUCCUCGAAACUAUCAAAAGACCCACUUCUCAAUUGCGCCGGAAUUUCCGCACUCGCCGCCAUGAAACUCCUCAACAUUCGCUCCGUCGGUCUUUCUCUCUCUCUCCAAAAAGGACUUCCUCUCGGCUCCGGGCUCGGCUCGUCGGCGGCUUCUGCAGCCGCCGCCGCCGUAGCUGUGAACUCUCUAUUUGGGUCUCCUCUCUCUCUCCUCGACCUCGUCCACGCUGGACUUGAGUCGGAGUCUAAGGUAUCCGGCUACCACGCCGAUAACAUUGCGCCGGCGAUCAUGGGAGGGUUUGUUUUAAUACGGAGUUACGAACCGUUGGAUUUGAUGAAAUUGGAGUUUCCUGAGAAUAAGGAGUUGUAUUUUGUAUUGGUGAGUCCGGAAUUCGAAGCUCCGACGAAGAAGAUGAGGGCUGCAUUGCCGAAAGAGAUUGGGAUGCCGCACCACGUAUGGAAUUCUAGUCAGGCAGCGGCAUUGGUGGCGGCAGUGUUGAUGGGUGAUGUGGAGGGAUUGGGGAAGGCAUUGUCAGGGGAUAAGAUAGUGGAGCCUACACGGGCACCGUUGAUUCCAGGGAUGGAGGCGGUUAAGAGGGCGGCGAUUGAAGGGGGAGCGUUCGGGUGUACUAUUAGUGGUGCAGGGCCUACAGCUGUGGCGGUGACGGAUAGGGAGGAGGAGGGAAGGAUGAUUGGGGAGAGAAUGGUGGAGGCGUUUCGGAAGGAUGGAGGGUUGAAGGCUGCUGCUGUGGUUCAAAAGCUUGAUAGGGUGGGUGCUAGAGUUGUUAGCAGUGUUCCCAGAUAAAUAAAAGAAAUUUAUGGUCUCAGUGUACAGCUUACCAGUGUCUUUUAUCCCUCUGGGUGGACUGGUUAGAAGAGAAGAUGCCAUAAUGCAAGUCAGCAACUUAUUGAUGUUCCAUCCAUGCUUUAGUUUGGAGAGAAGACUUGUCUAACUUGUGUAUACCUUUCUGUCUUCGAAAAAAUACUGUGUACACUCAAAGUCCCAAGCUGGCGAGCAGAGUUCAAUUUAAGCUUUCAUGAAACCUUUUGUUUUAUGUCCUGUCUAAAUUUUGCUGUGUUAGGGAGAUUUGAGGGACAAUGGGAAGGUAAAGGUUCUCUUGGGGGUUUACAAGUAUAUAAAUUUAAGAAAACCUCCAAAAGCUGUGGUUAAUUGGUA